AUGUCCGAAGCGGAACAUAAAAUGGGUCGCUUUAAGAACAAAAUACUUCGACUUCAAGAGAAACUCCAAGACCGAGUUGAAGAUUUAACAGACCAAGUGCAGAAUAAAAUAGAAAAAUCGAAAUUGUCUAAAUUUGUCUCGCACCUAUCUGAAGAUAGAAGUUCUAUCGAGGAUGUAGACAGAGAUAGCAUAGGUAAAUCCUCUAUCGAUUCGAAAUACAGUCAAUCGGACAGCAUUCCAUCUGUGAUCAUAGAUGAGCCCAGUGUGAACGCUGAUCCUAAGGAUAUUUGCAAGGAUUUCUUGACGGUAGAAAAACACGGAUUUUUAUAUAGACGAUGUCGUUCAGCGACAAACCUGGCUUUGGAUGAUUCAAGCUUUCAUAGUUCUAGUGAAUCUUGUUUUUCUUGUUUGUCAUCUAGUGAUGAACGAACCACAGAAAUUAGACCCAGAGCCGGCAGCUUACCAGGUCAAAACCUGGAUAUAGCUUUCGCUAUCAACACCUGCACAGAUAUUAUAGAGAAGAUUGGAAAUCGAUUCCCUAGACUUAAGACAAGGGGCGACAGAAUUCAUAGGUAUUUAUUAAAGAAUACGCGCCUCAGCGAUGUAAACAAACGCCUCAAAGCACAAAUAUGGAGUUCGGUGGUGACCAUCGUGUUGGUGGAAGCGAAGAAUUUACCCGCGAUGGACUUGGACACGAGAUCCAGCGAUCCUUACUGCAAAUUUAGGUUAGGUAAUGAAAAAUACAAAAGUAAGGUAGUUUGGAAGUCGUUGCACCCGUCGUGGCUGGAACAAUUCGAUCUACAUUUAUACGACGACCAGGAACAGAUAUUAGAAGUCACUGUUUGGGACAAGGAUAAACAGACAAAGGACGACUUUUUAGGAAGAUGCACAAUAGACCUAUCAAAGUUAGAACGAGAGAAAACACACAACAUAUGGAAAGAUCUAGAAGAUGGGAACGGGCAGAUCUUUCUGCUCCUCACAAUAAGCGGCACAACUCAGUCUGAGACGAUAACGGAUCUGGCUACGUACAGAGAAAACCCUAGGGACAUUCUAAAUGUUGAAAAGAGAUAUGCGUGGUACCGUCUCAAUGAACAAUCAAGUGGAGUAGGAUGGCUUUGCGUGAAGGUCUAUGGAGCAAAGGGUUUGGCCGCAGCCGACUUAGGGGGGAAAUCCGACCCCUUCUGUGUCCUGGAACUGGGCAACGCGAGGUUACAGACGCACACAGAGUAUAAAACGUUAACACCGAAUUGGAUGAAGAUUUUUACUUUUACAGUCAAAGACAUAAGUUCGAUAUUAGACAUAACUGUCUACGAUGAAGAUCAUGACCACAAAGUGGAGUUUUUGGGCAAAUUAGCGUUACCCUUGCUUAAUAUUAGGAACGGUGAAAAGCGGUGGUUCGCUUUAAAAGACAAGAAGAUGAGGGCACGCGCAAAGGGAAACUACCCGCAAAUACUUUUAGAGAUGUCUGUUAUAUGGAAUCCGCUCAAAGCUGCUAUAAGGGUAGUAAAUCCAAAAGAGCCUAAGUACAUGCACCAAGAAGCCAAGUUCAAGAGGCAACUUUUCAUCAGGAAUGUCGUAAGAUUGAAGGCAAUCAUAAUGUGGUUUAUUGAGAUUGGUAAAAUUUUACAGGAUUGCUUUGAAUGGGAAUCACGGAUAUGUUCGUUUAUCGGUCUACUAGCGUGGCUCGCCUUCUGCUACUACUACCAAAUGUGGAUGGUGCCUUUCUUCCUGCUGAUUUUCUUCAGUAGAAACUGGCUUAUAUACAGACUAACAGAACAAAUAAAAACCUACAAAAACCCUUGGAGGUGGUUAAAACGAUUCGUUUCUUGUAGUGGCAAUCCUUUAUUGGCUCCUGUUGACGAUGACGACCUUCUGGCCGAAGAAGACGACGAAGAGGAAGUAGAUAAGGAAGAGAAGAAAUCUCUAAAGGAGCGUCUUCAAGCGAUCCAGGAAGUAACGCAAACUGUUCAGAAUGCUAUUGGUUACGUGGCCUCGUUAGGAGAAGCUGUAAAAAACCUAACAAAUUUCACAGUACCAUAUCUAAGUUAUAUAGCAAUUAUAAUGUUAUUCGCUGCGAUGUUGGUCCUUUACGUGAUACCUCUAAGAUAUCUUCUAAUGGCGUGGGGUAUUAACAAGUUUACAAGGAAAAUUUUACGGCCACACACAAUCCCAAAUAAUGAAGUUUUAGAUUUAUUAUCGCGAGUACCAGAUGAUGAAACUUUAUUGGACAUAAGAGAACUGAAGCCACAUGCGCCAAGCGAACGAAAAGACGCAAGAAAGAAGCACAAAUCUUCGUAA
Leptosia nina is the source of this 2298-nucleotide messenger RNA. The record is from the annotation of a GenBank genome assembly. NCBI's taxonomy places the organism in Eukaryota, Metazoa, Arthropoda, Insecta, Lepidoptera, Pieridae.